AUCGGGCUCAGACUGUCUUCGGGUUUACGACCCAGCUCGUUUUUUUUAUUACACGUUUUAUUAUUUAUCCAUCGACCCCCCCCCCCCACAGUGCCGAAUUUGCAGUGGAUUUGGAUCGUCCGAUUCGAAAUUAGAGCUUUUUAAAUAUGGACAGAACGAUGCCGGCCAGGACUACUUCAGAUGCCCACGGGCCCGAACUCAACGGCUUCAGGGAGAUGCAGGAGGUGGCCCUCUGCGGCGUCUCCGGUGCCUUCCCGAGGUCGGACAACAUGGAAGAAUUCAAGAACAAUCUUUUCGAACAUGUCGACAUGGUAGAGACAGACGUCAAAAGGUGGCCAGAUGGUUUAUACGGACUCCCGGUGAGAGUUGGUAGGAUCAACGAUAUAUCAAAAUUUGACAGUAGUUAUUUUGGAGUACACGCAAAACAGGCGGAUGCUAUGGACGCUAUGAUGAAGCUCCUUUUGGAGAAGUCGUACGAAGCGAUUCUCGACGCAGGUAUGAACCCUGAGGAAUUGAGGGGUACCAAAACCGGCGUGUAUAUCGGUGUUUCUACAACCGAGUUUGGCGAUCUUUUAAAUCGUAAUGUUGACAAGAUAAGCGGUUACAACAUGACCGGUGCAACUUUGUCCAUGAUGGCAAAUAGGAUAUCGUUCACUUUCGACUUUAAAGGGCCUAGUUUUAUUGUAGACACCGCUUGCUCUAGUUCUCUCAUCGCGUUUCACCUUGCGACCCAAGCUAUCAAAUCAGGAGAGAUCAACGCCGCUAUUGUAGGCGGUGCGAAUAUUCUUCUCAAGCCGGUCAACUCGGUCCAGUUUCAACGACUUAACAUGCUCAGCGCUGAAGGAAAGUGCAAAGCCUUCGACUCAACAGGGAGUGGAUACGUGCGUAGUGAAGCAGUCGCUUGUGUAUUCCUGCAAAGAGCCCAGGACUCCAGAAGAGUAUAUGCGUACGUUCUUAACACCGGGACUAAUAUAGACGGAAACAAGCAGGAAGGCAUUACAUUCCCAAGUGGAAAAAUGCAGAAAACACUUGUUGAAAAAGUAUUCAAAGAAGGAGGACUUGAUCCUCUGGAUAUCACCUACGUAGAAGCCCAUGGGACUGGAACGAAAGUAGGAGAUCCUCAGGAAAUAAAUUCAAUUGCAGACUUCUUCUGCAAAGGAAGGAAAUCACCUUUACUCAUAGGAUCGGUUAAAUCCAAUAUGGGACACUCUGAACCAGCCUCUGGAGUCUGUUCAUUAGCCAAAAUAGUUAUUGCAAUGGAAAGUGGAAAAAUACCUGCAAAUUUGCAUUUUAAAGAUCCAAACCCAGAUAUUCCUGGUUUACUCGAUGGAAGAUUGAAGGUAGUCAAUGAGAAUCUCGAUUGGAACCCAGGUCUGGUUGCCGUUAAUUCAUUCGGUUUCGGUGGAGCAAACGCACACGCUGUUCUUAAGCCUAAUACAAAGCCAAAAACUCCUCCUGCGAAGGAUAACGUCCCAAGGCUCGUAUGCCUUUCAGGGAGGACAGAAGAGGCUGUCGAUUCUUUCUUGGAAUAUAUGGAAACGACACCACGAGAUGAUGAUUUGAUUACUCUUUUACAUACUACUUAUAAGAAACACAUCCCUGGCCAUCCGUUCAGAGGCUACACUGUUCUAGGCACUAAAGAUGGAAAAAAUAUGCGUGAAGUAUUUGAAGAGCCAGGCAGGAGAGAGAUAUGGUUUGUGUUUUCUGGUAUGGGAGCUCAAUGGCCUGGAAUGGGACUAGCGUUCAUGUGCUUUGAGCCAUUUGCUGUUGCAAUUCACCGAUGUGCAUCGAUACUGAAGCAGCAAGGAUUCGAUCUGCUAGACCUGUUGACCAACUCUACUGAAGAGACUUUUAGUAACGUAGUCAACUCGUUUGUUGGCAUCGCCGCAGUGCAGAUUGCUCUGGUCGAUCUUCUGACCGCCCUUGGUAUUAAACCCGAUAAAAUAAUUGGCCAUUCAGCCGGAGAGGUCGCAUGUGGAUACGCAGAUGGAUGCACGACGCUCGAAGAGACAAUACUCUCCGCCUACUGGAGAGGGAAGAGUGUCUUGGACGCUGGUCUGAUCGAAGGGGGCAUGGCCGCUGUAGGCCUCACAUGGGAAGAGACUAAAAAACGAUGCCCUCCUAGGGUUAAUGCUGUCUGUCAUAACAGUGAAACCAGUGUCACCAUUUCUGGACCGAAUGAUGACGUAGAACAAUUUGUAAAAGUUCUUAAAGCUGACAAUAUUUUUGCUAAGAAAGUUGCAAGCUCAAAAAUAGCUUUCCAUUCCCCUUACAUCAAAGAUGCUGCACCAAUCCUUAGAAAAAACCUUGAAAGUACUAUUACAUCGCCGAAAAAAAGAAGUGACAAAUGGCUCAGUUCAUCCAUCCCUCAAGCUGGCUGGGGCUCUCAGAUCGCACAACACGCUUCUCCAGCGUACUUUGUCAAUAAUCUAUUAUCACCCGUACUCUUCCACGAAGUGGCUACGAUGAUUCCAGAAAAUGCGACUGUCAUUGAAAUUGCACCUCACUGCCUUCUCAACUCAGUUCUUAAAAAGACAAUUCCCAAAAGUUGUAUCAACAUAGGUCUUGUCAAAAGAGGUGUGGAAGAUGACCUUGCCUGGUUCAUGUCUAACGUUGGAAAGAUGUUUGUCUCAGGCUUGAACCCAGAUUUGAGCCUUUUCCACAAGCCGUCAAGCUUCCCUGUAGCCAGGUCGACUCCGAUGAUUUCCCCUCGUAUCAAAUGGGACCACUCUCAAACAUGGCUCGUUCCAGAUUACAAAGCGGGUGACUCCAAAGGCGGCAUGGAAGUCGUAGUGAGUUUAGAAGAUGAAAAAGAUGCCUACAUCUCUGGUCACAAUAUAGAUGGAAGAGUUUUAUUCCCUGCGACUGGAUAUCUUACACUUGUAUGGAGAGCCUUCGCUAAACUAAAAAAUAAAGAUGUUGAAAGUACCCCUGUUAGGUUUGAAAAUGUUAACAUCUUGAGAGCGACAAUCAUGCCUAAAGAUGCUUCUGUCAAGUUUUUUAUAAACAUAAACGACGUUAGUGGAAGCUUUGAACUGACAGAGGGUGACGCCUUGGUCGUUAACGGUAAAAUUGUGGAAUCUUCCGGUCUGGAAGUGGAUGGUCUGAAGCUGAGUGCUCCCGUUGUCAAGUGCGAUAAAAAACAACUGGAGAAAGGAGAGGUUUACAGAGACCUACGUCUCAGAGGAUAUGGCUACCAGGGACUUUUCCAGGGUAUCAAGCAUUGCGACAAUGUCGGUGCUAAUGGCGUUCUUGAAUGGAAAGACAACUGGAUUAGUUUCAUGGACACAAUGCUUCAGUUUUCUCUCGUCGGCAUGAACACCAGAGAGCUUUACGUUCCUACAAGGAUUCUCAGGGUUACCAUCGAUCCAGCGUUACAUCUUAACCUCGUAAAAGACACCAAUGAAGUUCCGGUUGAAAUGCACAAACAUAGUAAAGUUGUACGAUCUGGAGGAGUUGAGAUUAGAGGCAUGAUGGCAAGUCAGGCUCCAAGAAGGAUUGGCGUACAAGCGCCACCGAAAACCGAACAGUACAGUUUUGUACCGUUCAAUCAAUUGAAGGAAGUCGAACUCGAAGAUGCAGUGACUUCAGCUUUGCAGUUAGUUUUGGAAAAUUCUGGAGGUGCGAGGAAACUGAACGUAGUAGAGGUUUACCAGGAAACUGUACAAGCAGACAGCCUACUUGCGCCGAUGGUUGUUAGCGUUCUUGAAUCGGAACCACAGUGCAGUGUCGAUUUGGGCUUUUCAUGUCCAAAUUCUGACACUUUCAAAGAUUUAUUGAACAACUUAAACGGAAAAGUUUUGAAAAAAGAACUAGGAAAGGAAGCUGUCGGAAACAACUUGCACCUUGUGGUAACUUCCAAUGUUCUUAAGGACGGACAGCUUCUUAAAAAUGCACUCGCUUCUCUUAACAAUGGUGGUUUCAUUUUGACUUUUGAACAUCCGAAAGUAGAUCUUAUUUCAAAUGGAAACUCUGUUGAAGUCGUAUCAAAAACAUUAACGCCCAGAGGUUCAUUUGUGCUUGUUCGAAAGGUAGAGGGCUGGAAAUAUCCUAAAGUAAUUGAAAUUGAUUCAAAUUUUAACUGGGUCGAAACAGUUAAAACGGCGAUGAAAGAUAGUGAAAAAACAGGCGAGAAAUACCUUGUGGCUUCACUCAAAGAGCCAGAAUCUGGUAUUCUUGGGUUUUUCAACUGUCUUAAACAGGAACCCGGUGGUGAGAACUUCAGAUGUGUGUUUGUUGCGGAUAGUUCUAAGUUGGACCUUUCGUCUCAACGAGAACAGUUGAAGAAGGACUUGCUAGUCAACGUCUACAAAGGUGGUGAAUGGGGAAGCAUGAGACAUCUGUUGGUUGAUGUGAAAGAUAUCACAUUGGACGUCAAACACGCUUACAUCAACACGAUCACAAAGGGUGAUCUCGCUAGUUUACGAUGGAUCGAAAGUCCAUUAGGUUUCAACAGGCCAGAACAUAACAAGGAUCUUGAACUAUGCACUGUAUACUAUUCUACGUUAAACUUUAAAGAUGUCAUGCUUGCAUCUGGAAAACUGCCGAUGGAUGCCCUUCCAGGACGUCAAGCCGAAGAGGAAUGUAUCCUUGGUUUUGAAUACUCUGGGAGGGAUUCUAAAGGAAACAGAAUCAUGGGACUGGUGCGGUCUAAGGCUAUGGCAACGUCGGUUCUUGCUGAUGUCAACAUGAAAUGGCCUAUUCCGGCCAGAUGGACAAUGGAGGAUGCUGCUACAGUACCUGCUGUUUACGCUACGAGUUACUACUCUCUCAUUGUCAGAGGGAAAUUGAAAAGAGGUGAGAAGGUUUUGGUGCACGCGGGCACAGGUGGUGUGGGACAAGCUGCGAUAAGAAUAGCCCUCAGCUUGGGCUGUGAAGUUUUUACGACAGUGAGCACGAAGGAGAAGAAGGAAUUUCUGCUGAAGGUGUUCCCCAAUCUGAAAGAAGAGAACAUUGGGAACUCUAGGGAUACAACAUUUGAGCAGCUUGUAUUAGAAAGGACGGGAGGUGAAGGAGUCGACGUCGCUCUCAAUUCUCUCGCCGGCGAUUUGCUCCAAGCCACGAUCAGGUGUCUCGGUGAAAAUGGUAGAUUUUUGGAAAUAGGCAAGGCCGAUAUGUUCAGCAAUACUCCCAUCGGAAUGUCAGUACUUAAAAAGGGAAUUGAAGUGCACGGUAUUCUUCUGGAUGCAGUUUUUGAAAUUGAAGGCUCUACAGAUGAGAAGAAACAAAUUGUUGAACUAUUGUCGAAUGGAAUUGAAACUGGUGUAGUUCAACCUCUUGUGAAAACUACUUUCCACCACACGCAAGUCGAACAAGCUUUUAGAUAUAUGGCCAGUGGAAAGCAUAUUGGAAAAGUUCUUUUGGAAAUCAAGAAAGAAGAGUGCGAAAAAGUUGUCAAGAAUGUCAAACCGCAGGUCGUAACGGCCUUACCAAAGACUUAUAUGAAUCCAGAUAAGUCGUACGUCAUUCUUGGAGGUCUAGGAGGUUUUGGACUCGAACUGGCCAACUGGCUUUUAGUAAGAGGAGCCAAGCAUGUGAUACUUGUAUCCAGGCGUGGCGUUACAACCGGUUAUCAGGCCAUGUGUCUUCGUAGAUGGGAAGAACGUGGCUACAAUGUCACAAUCUCAACUGAAGAUGCUACUACAUUGAAAGGGGCAAAGAAACUUUUGCAAGAUGCAAACAAAUUAGCACCAGUCGGUGGAAUCUUUAACCUUGCUGCUGUAUUAAGGGAUUCUUUUAUGGAGAAACUGACCAAAGAUGAUUUCGUAGCAGUCUGUAAAGUCAAAGUAGAUACUACUAAAUAUCUCGAUUUGGCUUCAAGGGAGUUGUGCCCAGAAUUGGAUUAUUUUGUCGUUUACUCUUCAGUAUCUUGCGGUAGAGGAAAUGCCGGCCAGACAAACUACGGUUAUGCAAAUUCUGCCAUGGAGAGGAUCUGUGAGGCUAGACAGGCUUUAAGCCUCCCUGGGACUGCCGUUCAAUGGGGAGCUGUAGGAGAUGUAGGUUUAGUUAUAGACGGGCUGAAAGGAGACAAUGAGACUGUCGUGGGAGGCACACUUCCACAGAGGAUCACAUCUUGUCUUGCCACUUUGGAUUCGUUACUGCAAACUGCCCAUCCUGUUGUCGCUUCGAUGGUGGUCGCAGAAAGGAGACGUAAAGGAAAAGAAGCCAGCACUGCUAAUGUACUCGACAUGAUCUCCAAUAUUCUCGGUAUCAAGAACGUACAGAAAAUUGCGGAUGCCACUACCUUAUCAGAUAUCGGCAUGGAUUCGCUUAUGGGAGCUGAGAUAAAGCAGGUGCUCGAAAGGGGUUUCGAUAUCAUACUCAGCCCUGUUGAGAUCAGAAAUCUCACAUUCGGCAAACUGAGAGAAAUCGCUGAAGGUAGAGAAAGCUCUUCGGCACCUGCUGUGAACAGCUCCGACGAAAAACUCAUUUCUUUCGAAUCGGAACAACUCCUCCCGGAAGAAGUCAUGGUCAAACUGAAAUCCGGAGACAAUUCGAAAAACGGGCCUUGGUUCUUUGUCCACCCGAUUGAAGGGACUUCUGAUAUUUUCAAAACAGUGGCGCAAGCUAUGUCAGUCCCUGAAGAAAUUUGGGGGCUCCAGUGUACUGCCGACGUACCCAUGGAUACAACUCAACAAAUGGCAGAAUACUACACUAAAGAAAUCAAAAAAGUACAACCGAAUGGUCCUUACAGGCUGGUCGGUUAUUCUUUCGGAGCUAUGGUAGCUUUUGAAAUGGCUCUUCUCCUCGAGACUUACAAAGAAAAAGUCACUCUUGUUUUCCUGGACGGUUCGCCAACAUUUGUCACCGCGUACACAGGGCGGUACAAGGAAAAUCGCAACAAAGAUGCAAAUGAUGCAGACGCUUUGGCUUACUUUGUCGCAUUGUUCAACCCCGCCACCGAUAUAGAACAGACUCAGAACGACUUAAGGAAACUUCCGAAUAUAGAAGCCAGGCUUAAAAUGGUCACAACACGGCUACAAGGACACACUAAAUUCAGCGAUGAGCAGAUAUCUCAGGCUGCGUUUGUCUUCUUCAAAAAACUCCUUAUCGCCUCUAUGUACAAACCCAACAACGUCUUUAAGGGCAAAGCCACCCUCAUCAAAGCCAAUGAAGGUUUCGUCGGAAAUGACAUAGUUACCAGUGUCACAAAUGUGUGCAAAGAAAAGCCUGAUGUUCACACAAUGGAAGGUGACCACAAGACGAUACUGCAAGGCGAGUCUGGAAAUAAAAUAGCAACAAUCCUUUCAAACUUAAAUUAAAAAAGAUCUCUUUCUAACUGUACAUAUGGUUCUAAAUUAUGUAAAUUUUCUUUAUUUUGUAAAUCAUAGGUGGACUUUAUUUUUUAAGUUUUACUGUUUAUUCGUUAAUAGACAUUUUUGUGAUAUAAUGAAAAGAAUGUUUUUGUUUCUAAAACUA
Cimex lectularius (bed bug) is the source of this 7419-nucleotide messenger RNA. RefSeq names its product fatty acid synthase-like. Gene Ontology annotation, biological process: fatty acid biosynthetic process. The record is from RefSeq and is a predicted model, not a curated record. Gene Ontology annotation, molecular function: fatty acid synthase activity; 3-oxoacyl-[acyl-carrier-protein] synthase activity; phosphopantetheine binding. Lineage: Eukaryota; Metazoa; Arthropoda; Insecta; Hemiptera; Cimicidae. Bases 147 to 7262 code for a protein of 2371 amino acids. The transcript has 23 exons.